Closterium sp. NIES-65 is the source of this 3171-nucleotide messenger RNA. The record is from the annotation of a GenBank genome assembly. NCBI's taxonomy places the organism in Eukaryota, Viridiplantae, Streptophyta, Zygnematophyceae, Desmidiales, Closteriaceae.
AUGCUUCGCGUGCGAACCUCCUCGUCGCCCUCCGACUCACAGUCGUCGCAACAAUCGUGGCGCGGAUGGCCCGCAGCCGCCUCGUCCGUGGCGCGCCGCCAUGCCACGUCGCUCCGCCGCACGCUGAGCGUCGCGGCGCUGCCUCUGCUGCUCCUGGCGUACGUCGCGGUUCGGCUGACAAUCGCGCCGCAUUAUCAAAGCGCGCUGACUGAGCCCGGCGCAACGACGAGGAAGCCGCGGCGCGUGGAGGCGCUGCGAGUGUUUAUCGUGCCGCUCGACCCGUCCAUGAGCUUCGGGCUGCUCAAUGUGCGACCUCGGGCUGACCCCACUCUCCUGCACCCAUGCCAUCCCUGUCUUUCGUUUGCUCCGCUCAUGUCGUCAUCACAGCUGUCGUUGAGCAUCCCCGCGCGCCUGGUGCCCACGUGGAACCGAGUCACCGGCAGCAACGUCCCCCUCCCGCCCUCCCUCGCGCUCACCACCCCCGCCCUCGCUCUCUCCACAGCUGCCCCCCCAUCCCCCUCUGCUGCUGCGCUGGUGCAAGGCGAGGCGGGGGAUGACCUGGGCACGGCAGAGGAGGGUAGCGGGGAGGAGAAGGAGGAGGAGAUGGUGAGCGUGCAGGUGGCAGCUUAUGACGCAGAGUCACAUGUGUACACAUACAGUGCCGAGUACUGGCUCACCCUCUCACUCUUCACAGGGCUGCCGGCAGUGCGAGUGGUGGAGCACCCCUCACAAGCGGACGCGCUCUUCCUGCCGCUCUUCUCCUCGCUGCUGCUCCUCCGUAGUGGCCCCCCCAACGCGUCGGCCGCAUUCUCUCUGCGCACGCCCCCCGCCCUGCUGGACUCCGUGCUCUCCUAUGUGGCGUCGCUGCUGCAGCAGCACCAGCCUGCACGUGCGCCCCUGCCGCUGCUGCUGCCCGCCGUGCACGCGCAUGCGCUCGCCCCCGCCAAGCGCCAGCUCGCCUCCGCUCGCUUCUUCCUCGCUGAUUUCCGCCACUCCAGCCCCCAGGCGGUGAGUGUGGGCAAGGACGUACUGGUGCCGCUGGCGUCGCCCGUGCCGCCCGUGCUGGACGACACUGGCGAGUGGGCCCACCGCCCCACCCUCGCCUUCUUCCACGGCCCGCCACAGACACAGGAGCGGGUGCGGCUGGCGGCGGUGCUGGCGAGCAGCAUGGACUUUGAGGUGACGGUGUGGGGCGACGUGCACAGCAACGAGCAGCACGAGCAGGAGAGGGCACGGGAGCGGCACGGCAUGCGCACUGCCAAGUUCUGCCUCCUGCUGCCAGGUGAGCUGCCGUGGUCAGCGGGGAUGGGAGACGCCGUGAUGAGCGGGUGUGUGCCGGUGCUGCUGCUGCCCGCCAAGCUACCCGCCCCUUUCUUGCCUCUGGAGGCCUCUGUGCCGUACAAGGAGUUCUCGCUGGUGCUGCCGCUGCCCCUGGCCCUGCGCCCGCGCUACCUGCUGGAGGCACUGGGCGUGGUGAAGCGCCACCAGUGGCUGCGCAUGUGGAACCGCCUGCGCAAGGUGCGUGCUGCCAGUUAUGCCAGUGCUGCCAGUUAUGCCAGUGCUGCCAGUUAUGCCAGUGCUGCCAGUUAUGCCAGUGCUGCCAGUUAUGCCAGUGCUGCCAGUUAUGCCAGUGCUGCCAGUUAUGCCAGUGCUGCCAGUUAUGCCAGUGCUGCCAGUUAUGCCAGUGCUGCCAGUUAUGCCAGUGCUGCCAGUUAUGCCAGUGCUGCCAGUUAUGCCAGUGCUGCCAGUUAUGCCAGUGCUGCCAGUUAUGCCAGUGCUGCCAGUUAUGCCAGUGCUGCCAGUUAUGCCAGUGCUGCCAGUUAUGCCAGUGCUGCCAGUUAUGCCAGUGCUAUGCCAGUUAUGCCAGUGCUGCCAGUUAUGCCAGUGCUGCCAGUUAUGCCAGUGCUGCCAGUUAUGCCAGUGCUGCCAGUUAUGCCAGUGCUGCCAGUUAUGCCAGUGCUGCCAGUUAUGCCAGUGCUGCCAGUUAUGCCAGUGCUGCCAGUUAUGCCAGUGCUGCCAGUUAUGCCAGUGCUGCCAGUUAUGCCAGUGCUGCCAGUUAUGCCAGUGCUGCCAGUUAUGCCAGUGCUGCCAGUUAUGCCAGUGCUGCCAGUUAUGCCAGUGCUGCCAGUUAUGCCAGUGCUGCCAGUUAUGCCAGUGCUGCCAGUUAUGCCAGUGCUGCCAGUUAUGCCAGUGCUGCCAGUUAUGCCAGUGCUGCCAGUUAUGCCAGUGCUGCCAGUUAUGCCAGUGCUGCCAGUUAUGCCAGUGCUGCCAGUUAUGCCAGUGCUGCCAGUUAUGCCAGUGCUGCCAGUUAUGCCAGUGCUGCCAGUUAUGCCAGUGCUGCCAGUUAUGCCAGUGCUGCCAGUUAUGCCAGUGCUGCCAGUUAUGCCAGUGCUGCCAGUUAUGCCAGUGCUGCCAGUUAUGCCAGUGCUGCCAGUUAUGCCAGUGCUGCCAGUUAUGCCAGUGCUGCCAGUUAUGCCAGUGCUGCCAGUUAUGCCAGUGCUGCCAGUUAUGCCAGUGCUGCCAGUUAUGCCAGUGCUGCCAGUUAUGCCAGUGCUGCCAGUUAUGCCAGUGCUGCCAGUUAUGCCAGUGCUGCCAGUUAUGCCAGUGCUGCCAGUUAUGCCAGUGCUGCCAGUUAUGCCAGUGCUGCCAGUUAUGCCAGUGCUGCCAGUUAUGCCAGUGCUGCCAGUUAUGCCAGUGCUGCCAGUUAUGCCAGUGCUGCCAGUUAUGCCAGUGCUGCCAGUUAUGCCAGUGCUGCCAGUUAUGCCAGUGCUGCCAGUUAUGCCAGUGCUGCCAGUUAUGCCAGUGCUGCCAGUUAUGCCAGUGCUGCCAGUUAUGCCAGUGCUGCCAGUUAUGCCAGUGCUGCCAGCCCCACAACAACCUUUUCCCCGUGUGUGCACCUGUGUGUCCUGCCAUGUGCAUGUGCCGUGUGGGUUGCACGGGCAGUACCGUGAGAGUGUGAUGUAUGGCAGUGCAGGCAAGCAGGGCAUCAACGGUGCAGAGGAGCUGCUUUGGGAGGACAUGGCGUUCCGAGUGAGGCACGGUCAGGAGGCGAGGGAGGGCGAGGAGAGGAGGAGGAAGAGGCAGGAGGAGGUGAGUGCGCUGCUGGUGGCAGCGCGCAUGGCACCUCUGCCUGACAUGGGCGAGCAGCUGUCACCCGCGGACUAUGCCUGA